This is a messenger RNA of Trichogramma pretiosum, 2013 nucleotides long. RefSeq names its product zinc finger protein 665-like. Gene Ontology annotation, biological process: regulation of transcription by RNA polymerase II. Bases 196 to 2013 code for a protein of 605 amino acids. The record is from RefSeq and is a predicted model, not a curated record. NCBI's taxonomy places the organism in Eukaryota, Metazoa, Arthropoda, Insecta, Hymenoptera, Trichogrammatidae. Gene Ontology annotation, molecular function: DNA-binding transcription factor activity, RNA polymerase II-specific; RNA polymerase II cis-regulatory region sequence-specific DNA binding. The transcript has 6 exons.
GGAAGUGAAUCAGAAGUAUAACACAUCAUACUUUUUUUCUUAGUGUCUCUGAGAUUGGCGCAUUAUCUCCAAGUGUUUUUCUUAUGCUAGACCUAGCCAAGGCUUACGACUUUUUAGUGAUACUUUGUGUAUCUGGCUAACUCAGGAAAAUCGUUGACUGUACUCGUUACCGUUGUUAUUAGAAGAUUCGCAACAAUGGAAUGUCGAUCUCCUCGAAAUACUGGAAUCGUAAUAACAGAAAAUUAUAUACACCGAAAUGAAGAAGAAGAUGACUUGGAAGAAAGUUUUCUUUCGCAUGAGAGAUUGAAAGAGUACAAAAAAGUACAAGAAGUCCUUCUAACAUUUUCGAGAACUAAACCUAAAAAUAAAUCUGACGUAAGGAAAUUCCUCAUAAACAUUGCCGCAAGCUCGACAAGGCUUCUAGCACUUUUAGAAGAUAUAUCAAUUCAGGAAACAGGUUGUAGGACAAAAACUAAAAAAAAUCAUAAAUGUGAUGAAUAUGAUAAAUCUUCCACCAAGGACCAAAGUAUUCCGGAAAAGAUAAAUCAGCAUCUUGGGCAUAAAAAUGAUAAAAAACGUGAACGGUUACCAAGAGUAGCUAUGCAAAGAAUCGGAACUAAAAGGCCGUCUGGAGAAGAGCCCAAAGAUAUGUCACUACAUGGAAAUAAUGACCACACAAUGAAUAACAAAACGUCCGGCUCUACAAGUUCUGAGUGCAUAGGAUUUCUGCAAGAAAAUACUAUUCAAAUGCUUCUACAAAAAGAUGAAAUUUGUAAUGCUCAGUUGAACAAUGAGACUGAAAUAGUGUUUGAAUGCAAAAAUGUAGAACCUACCAUAACUUCGUUUGCACCGCGAAAAUUUGACUAUGUGUCCCAAGGUCAGUUGAAAGAUUCAGAAAUUAGCGAAGCAAAUCGUGUCACGAUUAAAGAUGAGCUAUUACGCAUGGUGAAGAAAGAAUAUUUGGACGAUAGUAUGGAAAAAUUGAAUUUAAAUAAAGACUGCGAAACCAAUGCGCAAAACGAUAUAAUUCCGCCUCUAAAUUCUAUACACGACAGCAAUGAAUCUGAAAAGCUUGAGACAUGUUCAAACAAGUUCGAAAAGAAGAGUAAUCUCAAAGUCCAUCACGAUACGGCGCUCAAUCACAUUACCCACUCGUGUGACAUUUGUGGAAAGAAAUUCACACAGAAGACCAAACUCGAUAUCCAUACUGAAGUAGUGCAUAAUCGUCGGAAACUUUACCAAUGUGAUACAUACGGAAAGACGUUUGCGUUAAAAAACAAUCUUGACCGUCAUAUUAAUUCAGUUCAUAUUGACCCUGCAUGCCAUGCACCCAGAAAAACAAUUACACAAAAAGAUUACUUCGUAAAUCACAUUGAUUUAGUGAAUAAUGGUCAGAAAUCUCACGAUCGCGGUACAGGUGGACAGGCAUUUAGACAAAAAGUUGCUCUGAAAAAACAUUUUGAUUCGGCAGGUAGAAGUAUUAUUCACACAUGUAACUCGUGUGGAAAGACGUACACAAGUAAAUCCAAUCUCAAAAAUCACAUCAACUUUGUGCACAAAAAUUUGAAGCAUCAUAAGUGUGAUAAAUGCCAAAAGGCGUUUAGUUGCAAAAGUGCUGUUAAUCUCCACAUGAGUACGGUGCAUAAUGGCAUCACUCGUACAUGUGAUUUUUGUAAAAAAAUAUUCACACGAAAGGGUAAUCUAAUGGUCCACAUUAAUAUGGUGCACAUGAGAAAUGAAAAACUUUACAAAUGUGACGAGUGUCAAAAAUCAUUCAACUACAAAUCUCAUCUCAAUUCUCAUAUUGAUGAUGUACAUAAAGGUAUAACUCACCCAUGCGAUUUGUGUGAAAAAAUAUUUUCAUCAAGAACGGGUCUCAAGUAUCACAAAGAUUCUAUUCAUAACGAUAUAACUCAUCAAUGCGAUCAAUGUGAAAAAUCAUUCACACAAAAAAACAACCUUAAACUCCACAUAAAUAAAGUACACAAUGGUAAAAAACCAAAUGCGUUAUAA